This is a messenger RNA of Xyrichtys novacula (pearly razorfish), 6821 nucleotides long. NCBI's taxonomy places the organism in Eukaryota, Metazoa, Chordata, Actinopteri, Labriformes, Labridae. The record is from the annotation of a GenBank genome assembly.
GCAUUACAACGAGUUGUUUACAGCGGAAGUGUAGUGGAAGCGUGUGUGCAGGGGAUUGUCGGGUACGUGUUUUGUAUAGUCUCGUGUCGGCCAAGAUGUGUUAAUCGCUUCUGUGUCAACAUCUCUGCGCAAACGGUGUUUACGUGUUCUAAAAGGCCACAAACCCUGAGAUGCUGACCGCCUACAGCAGCAGUAGUUCAGAGGAGGAGAGUGAGGCAGCAGCAGCAGCAGGAGCAGACUCUCACUCUCUAAGCGCCGCCGCCGUCUCCUUUAAACGCCAUGAGGAAGAUGUUUGCAACAGUCCAGCAAGGAAGAAGCCCAAAAUCCAGGAGCAGGCUCUUCACAUGAGGUAUAAUGCUGCCGUUUUUAUCCUUCAUGAGAGAAACAGUAAAUGCUGUCACACUAUUUACAACGCUUCUGUUUGACAACUGUUAUCAGUCAAUUAAUCAUUAUUAUAAAGCCAAAUCACGGCAAAAAAUAUUUCAGGACUUUUUGCUUUCCGUAUUUUCAUGUUUUACUCUAGAGUCACUGCAGAAAGAUAUUUAUAUUAACCUUAUUCACUUUUGGGGCAGCGUUUCAAGCAGAUUGCCUCUUCCUGGCUGCCUGUUGGCCAUGUUCCCCGAUGAAAUGGACUCUAAGUCGGAGGAAAGUGCUCUUCAUGGUGGACGCAUCCGCUCCUUUAAGCAUGAACAGGGCAACUGGGCCACUUAUGUUUAUUUACCAUGUAAGACAACACAACACACUUUAGAUGCAACUUACACUUCUAUGUAUUAUUUAUGUGAAUUUCUAAAAUAACAGACUCUUCAACCUUGUUUGUUUUUUGUUUUACUUGUUUCUGUCUUGUCCACAAAAGACCAUCCUGAAGACGAGUUUCGGCUGUUGUUACAAGAACUUCUCUUGAAAUCAAGGGAUUGUGGUGUGGUUUUGACCCCACAGGAAGACUUCCACCUCAGCCUGUCACAAACAGUGGUGCUGAAACACCACUGGAUCCAGCCCUUCACACAGAGUCUCAGGGCUGGCCUUGUGCAUUGCAAGAGGUUUGCUUUGUCUUCAUCAUGCAACAACAUACAGGAUCUUGGCAUUGCAGAUAUUGGGUUAAUAGCAGUAAGUUAUCUACUGAUAAUGAUUGCAAUUUACUCACUGUGUUUUCUGCUUCUCUGUUGCCAGGUUUCUUUGCUCAGUGAGAAGAUUGAAAGUUUAUUGUAAUGCUGAACGAACAAGGUGCAGCAUUUUUUUUUUUUUUUUUUUGUGGUCUAAAUGUAUGACUUGGUCACCUGCCGAAGUAGUGUUUCAAAACAAAGCCAGUGUUUUAUUGAACAGAUUCAAUGAAAGGAAGUGAGACAAUCAAAAAAGGCAAAACACCCAAACUCUAACAUUCUAACUUUAAACAGAUGUUUUUUUAAAUGAUCAAUGUAUUGAUUAAGAAUUUGUGAAAGGAAACAGUUUGCUUUAGAAGGUCUCUGGCUUAAUUUUUAAAAGAAAAGGUAGCUAUAAAAGGAGUUAGGCACUCUCUGCUAGAAUAUAUGUAGCAAACAAUUUUAACCCUUUCCUAGCUAUUUUUCUGUACGUUUGUUUGUUUGUUUUAAUUACCUGAGCAUCAAGCCGAGUUGGUCCAGCUAAUUAGAUGUGCAUCUGCCUGUCGUUUGUCAACUUCAGGACAUUUCUGGGGAUGGAAGUGGCUAAUGGGCAUCCGCAGCUGUUGGACCUUGUACAAGCAGUGGAUAGAACGAUGAUGGAAUUUAAUCUGGACACUUUCUAUAAGGUCAUUUCUCAAUCCGUUUUAACUCAGUGAAUUUUAAGCUUUUCUGAAUCAGUUUAUUUCACACUGUUAGUCUGAAUGAGUCUUUUUCUAUUGUUGAAAUGCUGCUACCAGAAUAUACACUGGGAAAGUUCUUGGUGGAUGAUUGAUUAAAAGAUAACAGGAUAGGUGUGUUUUAUCAUUAAUACAGGCCACUCCACCCGGGAGAUUUUCUAAAUACAAAGACACAUGUAGAGUAAUUAUACAAUGCAUUUUAUUGUAAGCACACUGCCUUGCACAUUGAUCUUACUGCAAAUUUAAGAUUGAGAUUCCCCUACCUAGAGUAGAAAAAAGCACAACUAUCCUAGAAAAUAGAUGUAAACUGCUCAAAGCCGUUCGUUGGGAAAUCAUGUGAGAUCUCACUGCGCCUCUACGAGACUCACUGAACUAAUGAUGUCAUUGCAAUAGUCUUUCCUAUGAACAUUGAUGUCUUUCUGAGCUUGAUUUCGAGAGAUGUAUAUAAUAAAGCAGAUACCAUUCCUAUUUUAUACAGGGAAAUAGCUCAAUAUUCAUGAAAAUUAAAGCUGUUUUUGCAUAUACAGUCUUAAUACUGAAGUAAGUGUGUCUGUUAUUAAGUGCUGUUUCAUUUAAAUGUUGAAACAGUUUUCAGUGUGAUUUACUGGGGGAGUAAUUGCCAGUCUAAGUAGUUGUAAAAAUGAUUUUACCUGAACAACAAAUGAAGAAAGCACCUCCAUAUCUCAGGUCAAUUAUGUUCCUCCUAUUCUCUUUUAAAGGAUCCAUCUUUCCAUGUGAGUUUAGCCUGGUGUGUUGGAGACAUGAGGGAACAGAUAAAGGACAGCAUUCAAGACCUGCAGGUACAAGCUAAUGAUGUUUCAGUUGAUAUUAACUUUAAACAUUGAUGCUGAUGUGUUAUUUCAGUCUCAUUUUCAGUUUUCACUUAUUUUUUAUUUUCAAUAGAAAGAUUUACUGUGAACCAAACGAUACUAAUGAAUUUCAAAAAGGACAAUGAUGUGAAAAUGUUUAUUGAUUUGACUCCAAAAGACAAAUGUUGAAAUAAUUUAUAUUCAUUAGAUGUUAGGUGAAGUACUUUUUUACAUUUUCUCAAGAUCAUUGAAGAAAAAUUAUUUAAAUGCACAAAUGUUAAACCUCUGAAAAAGGAUGUUCAGUUUAACACUCAGUAUUUCCUUGUGGCUUCUGUACCACAAACUCGAGCAUCAGUGUAGUUAGGCAUGGUGAUAAUUAGCCUGUGGUGCUGCCAAAAUGUAAUCGGAACCCAGCUUGUCUGUAUUUUUAGACAGGAGUUUUCUCAUCUUACCCAUGACAAAUAUCCUACCGAUUCUUGAUUAGGUUGAGAUCAGGUGAGUUGGCUGGUCAACUAAGCAAAAUAAUAUCAUGGUUAGAAAACCAUUUGGUAGUUUGGUAGCACCAUAGGCAGGUACUAAGUCUUCCUGGAAAAGAGAAUUGGCACCUUUAUGAAGCUUUUCAACAGCUUAAGUAUGAGGUUCUCUAAAAAUCGUCUAGUUGCUGCAUUGACAGACUUGAGGAAACACAGUGGACCAACAUCAAGUCCACUGCCAAAUCGCCAAAUCAUCACAGAAUACCAAAACUUGAAACUCGACUUUAUACUCAUUGAAUUUUUUUUACCAACGACUCUUCCCCCAGAUUGUAGGACAUUGGACGACUUGGCAACAGCCCAGUUCUUUGUCUUCUUAGCCUGGGUAAAAUGCUUUAGUCAUUAUCUGAUAUCUGCGGUUCAUAAGUGGCUUCACUUUGGAAAUGCAACAGCUGUAUCCAUUUCCUUGGACCAGAUCUCAAGUCUUCUGAGUGAAGUCUUUUAGUCUGUUGGAGAUUGUUGAGGCCUGUCUGUUAGGCCAUUGUUGAAGUUUACUAGUUCUAUGUGUUUUUUUUUUUUUCUUUUCUUUGUUGGACAUAAUUAUCAAAGAAAACUAGAAAAAUAUUUGAACAAAAUAUAUUCUCACAAAAUUUUUUCACAUUAUUCUGUUCUUUGAGAUCCAGCAGAAUACGAAUUUAAAGUAUCCUAGUAUAGCUGAUAGUUCACACUUACAUCAGAAGCCAAGUAGAUCAGCCUUUGCUUGUUGACUGUGGCUAUUUGGGUCUCAGCAGGACUCAUGCUGACAAGGUUAAAAAUGGCAAAGAUUUAAUAUUUGGGUACAAAUCAAGAUUUUCUGUAGACAAAAACGGUUUUUACUGUUAUUUAAUUAUUAUUUUUUUAAGUUGCCAUUGAAUUUGGUCUUUGACUUGUUCAGUUUUGACAUUUCAAUUUAUUUUUUUGGUUCUGCUCAUGGACGUUUUUAAACAUUUCCAUGAAAACAAAGAGACGUUUAUCAACUGUAACACAACACAUCAAACUCUUUUCUAGCUAACCUCUGUGUACAUCUCUGUUUUAUCGUGUCAGAGUCUGGUUGAUGCUCACGGAGAGGGGACAUUCCUUCUGAUUCUGGACUGUGUGGAGGUGUACUGCAAAACAGGAAACAAGACCUUUCAUUUCCCCCUCUCGCCCUCAAAUGGUAUAACCUGAAUCACCAGACUUUCAUUGUGUUUCAUUUUUACUCACACAAACCUGAGCUGAAAGUAUGACCAGCUUCUGAUGACAAAGAAGAGGCCACACCAUGAAGACUCACCAGACCCGUUAUUGCUGGCUUUAAAAUUUGACUGUCAGUCCUUAUCAUCACAUGGUCUUCUGCAGUUUUUUUUUUUUUAAGCACAAACAAUAUCAAGAAAAUCAAUGAAUAGCAAUCGUAGGACAAAUAAUGUGUUUGAGAUAUUCUACAAUAUUCAUGCACUGGUUUUGUACAAGAGAUGCACCGAUGUCCUUUCAUUUUUCUCAAACCGCACCAAUUUACAAGAAUAAGAAACAAAAAAAAAUGUUUUAUGACAUAAUGAGAAACAAUUUACUUAUGUCAGGACUUAUUCUGUGACCACAAGGCUCACAGAAAAGCAGAAAAGUCAGCAACCUAAAUUUUCUUUCACAUCUUUUCAUCCAAUCGGAAUAAUGAACAGACAAACAAUGGAGGCUUUUUGGCAAAGAACCACCAUCAGCCUUAAAGAUAGUGAGGGGUAAUGACCCUUUAAUACAGGAAAUAUAUUAUUUAACAAUAAACAUAAAAUAAAAGACUGAAUUCCAGAGGAAAGGAGGUGCUGUUGUAGUUUGGGUGUCAUGUACAUGAUUCCUAGGCAAGAACAGAAAGUAUAGAAAUAAAUUUGAUCAAUUUCAGGUCUUGAAAAGUAUGGGAAAUGAAAAAUAAAGGAUGGAAAAAUAUUUCUGUUUCCAGACUAUUACCACAGUUCUAAAACUUAAAUAGAAAAGUAGGUUUUUCCUUAAAUAAUUCUAAAACUUAGGGUGUGGAAAAGUAUGAAAAUUCUACCUGUGUAGGAACCCUGCAUGUAUUAAUUUGUAUUUGUUCAACAGGAAGCUGAGGAGAAGCCUGAGAUUCCCCACUCUUCUUAAUGGAUGCAGAAAUUAGGUGUGUUUUUGUGCUUGUUUAUUUAUUAAUGAUAACAGUCAUUGUAUUGAUUCAUUUGAUGGACUUGCCCUCAGAGACUGGUUUAUUAAAGCGAAGAAAUGAAAAGUGUGGUUGGAAUAGCUACACACAGACUGUAACACUUUGAACAGAGUGAUUCUGAAGCUUGAUGAUUAUGGUGAGCUAAUUCUUGGAGGAUGUGAUGUGUAAAAAAAUGAAAUGAAAAAUUAAAGGAAGUCACGUUUAGAUUUGACGUGCAGACAUUGGUGACGGCUAAAUUAUGUUUUCAUCCAGGAAAGAUAUUGGUGAUAUCUGCCUUGUGAAGUCUGAUGCUGACAUGUCAAAGUGCCUUAAAUGAUCUAUCUCUAGCCAGUACCAAGGUAUCAGAGAAAGUCGUAUCUCACAGUGAAGCUCCAGACAGUAGGAAUCCUUCCUUAUCUGUCAGUGAAACAUCCACGCAUGUAGCUAUUUCAGUGGAAUGCUUGGAUCUGAAACCAAACUGCAUGGCGUGGAGAGAGGGGGAGCUGCGAUUUUUUAAAUGGCUGGAAGAAUGCUUAUUGGGCGGUAGUUAUGCAGGGAAGUUGAGUCACCGGAUUUAAAAACAGGGGUAACAAUCGCAGAUUUCCAGGCCUUUGGAAAGUGACUCGAUGAAAUUGAAAGAUUAAUGAUUGAGGCAAUAGGAGUGGUGAGAGCUGAACCUAGAUCUUUGAGCAUGUUUGUGUCCAUUCCAAAAACAUCCUUUGCUUUAGAUGGUUUGAGUGAUCGAAUCAAAUCAAUAACUUUAGUCUCAGUAAUAUUUGUAAUGGUAAAGGACUGCGUUUCAGACAGUGCAGGGUAGUCCCUCCUUUUUAGUCAAGAUUUUUCUGUAUUUGCCAGACCAGAAACCUCAGUGUAUUUUAGUCAAUUUACUGCAGUUUACUGACCCCAAGUGCCAUUAUCCCAACAAAUGUUUAACCAUCAACAGUCUGUCAACCCAGCCCUAACUGCCUCUCUUUCUCAGCCUGCUCCCCAUUCUUGCUUUUAUGCCAUACUGGUACUACAAAGCCCAAUUCCUGUGAAGUUGGGAUGUUGUGUAAAACAUGAAUACAAUGAUUUGCAAAUCUUUUUUAACCUCUACAAUUAAAUUCACUACAAAGAAAAUAUUUUAUAUAUAAACUGAUUAACGUUAUUGUUUUUUUCAAAUAUUCAAUCAUUUUGAACUUGAUGCCUGCAACAUGUUUCAAAAAAGUUGGGUCAACUAAAGACAGGGAAAUUGAGGAAUACUCCAAAAAUACCAGUUUGGUACAUUUUACAGAUGAACAGUGUGAAGGAAACUUUGUAAUUCAUUGUAUCGUUAAGGAGCCAUGUGUUUUAAAGCACAGCUAAGCUCAUAUGACGUCAUAGUAAAGAUGUCUGUCCAUACAAAGGAAGUGUUAUCAGACCAGAGGUUUCACCUCCACUUCCACUUCUCUUUCACUGAAAUAUCUCCACAGAUGUUUCUUAACUGGGACUGCCCCAGUGAGGAACUGUAACUCUGACUGUGCACACACUUUCUCCUUUCUUUGCAAAGAUCAUUCUUGAAUAAAUAUAUGAAAUGACAA